UUAAGUAUUGUGACGCAAUAUCUAGUAUGCAAAAGCGGAACCACGAGGAUGGAUGUGAUUAAAUGGAGAAAGUAAACAAAGAUUGAUAAGAACAUUUUCAGAGUUGUUUUCUACUAAGUUGUUUAUUUCUUUCAUCUGGUAUUUAUCCUAAGAAUAUGUUUAAUCUUACUAAAAGAAGAGAUGAUGUUCCUAUGCACAAAUGGUUAUCAACAGGAUCAAUUCUUUUGCCACAUGAAAUACAAGGAAAUGAUUCAGAAAAUAUUCCUUAUAUUGAUACUGAUGAUGAAAAAGAAACCAAAAUCUCUGAAAAAGAUAACUUUUGGAGUUCAAAAAAAAAUGGAUUUAUGUUAUUGCCUAAAUCAGUACAGAAGAAAUCAAAAUAUAGAAAUGCCUUGAAAAUUUUAUAUCCGUGGAGACCUUCAGGAAGUUGCAAAACAGAGCUUCCUAGCAGUCAUUCUGGCUUUUUUUCUUUCCUUUCUGUGGGAUGGUUAUCAAAAUUAAUGUGGAGAGCAUUUCGUCAUGGUAUUAAUAGAGAAGAUUUAUGGAAUCUUCCAGAAAGUGAUGCAGCUGAAAAAAAUGCUGAAAUAUUAUUAAGAUUAUUAUUGCAACAUAUUGACUCUCAAGACUCCAAAAUUCUUAAUGGAAUAAUUUUAGCAUUUGGUUUAUUUUUUACUCAGUUACUAAGAUCUUUAUUUCUCAGUUUAUCUUUUACAUUAGGAUUUUUUACAGGUACACGCUUACAAGGUGCUUUACAAAUUCUUUUGUAUAAAAAGUUACUUAGAAUGCGUGUAGUUGGUGAAAAACAAGCUGGACAGAUUGUAAAUUUCUACACAAAUGAUAUUGAAAGGUUGUUUGAAUCUGUGGUUACAGGUGUUCUUGCACUUGCUACACCUAUCAUGUUUAUUUUAACACUUACAUAUUCCUGUGUUCUGCUUGGUCCAUGGCCCUUAUUGGGACAUUUAAUAAUUUUGUUAUUCUAUCCUCUUAUGGGUGGUAUGGCUGCAUUAAUUACCAUGUUGCGUCGAAAAGCAGUGAAAUGUACAGAUGAAAGAGUUCAACUAAUGAAUGAAAUUAUUACCAGUAUUAAACUUAUAAAAAUGUAUGCUUGGGAAAUUCCUUUUGCAAAAAAAAUUACUGAUGUGCGUGAGAAAGAAAAGAAAAUUCUUCAAAAAUCAGCAUUUUUACAAAGCCUUUCCACCAGUAUUUCUCCAUCCAUUGUUAUAAUAGCAACAGUAGCUACAUUUUUAGGUCAUACAUUAAGUGGUAAUCCAUUAAAUGCUCCUCUUGCCUUUACAGUAUUAUCUGUAUUUUUAGCUUUGCAGUUUUCUAUUGGAACUUUACCUUAUGCUGUCAAAGGAAUUUCUGAAGGAAGAGUUGGGUUACAAAGAAUACAAAAAUUUUUACAAAUACCAGAAGUAAACAAAUGGACCACUCAAUUUCAAGAUGAUACUAACACUGUUAUUAAAUUUAAAGAUGUUUCAUGUACUUGGGAUAUUCCUGGAAUGGAAAAUGAAACAGAAACUAACAAUAAAAUUGUUAAAAUUAAAUUAGAAACAAAAAAUGAAGAGUGCAAUCCUUUAACAAAAGAUUUAGAUUCAAUUGGAGAAGCUGUUCUGAAAGGAGUAGAAUUAAUUGUGAAAAAGGGUGCACUCAUUGGAAUAUGUGGUAGUGUUGGAAGUGGAAAAUCAUCAUUGCUUUCAGCUAUAUGUGGAGAUUUGACUCUUUUGGAAGGAAAUAUUGCAGUUAAAGGAAAUAUUGCUUUUGUUACACAGCAAGCAUGGAUUCUAAAUAGCACUUUACGAGAAAAUAUCCUCUUUAGUUUACCCUUUAUUAAGGAAAAGUAUGUACUCAUAUUAUUUUUAUCAUAA
Centruroides sculpturatus (bark scorpion) is the source of this 1868-nucleotide messenger RNA. Its product is annotated as multidrug resistance-associated protein 5-like. The transcript is spliced from 12 exons. The record is from RefSeq and is a predicted model, not a curated record. Lineage: Eukaryota; Metazoa; Arthropoda; Arachnida; Scorpiones; Buthidae. Bases 156 to 1868 code for a protein of 570 amino acids. Gene Ontology annotation, cellular component: membrane. Gene Ontology annotation, biological process: transmembrane transport. Gene Ontology annotation, molecular function: ABC-type transporter activity; ATP binding; ATP hydrolysis activity.